Molecule: messenger RNA, 2628 nt
Organism: Oncorhynchus masou masou (cherry salmon)
Lineage: Eukaryota; Metazoa; Chordata; Actinopteri; Salmoniformes; Salmonidae
Product: vascular cell adhesion protein 1-like
Exons: 6
Coding region: 59-1429 (456 amino acids)
Biological process (GO): cell-cell adhesion
Cellular component (GO): cell-cell junction; plasma membrane
Molecular function (GO): cell adhesion molecule binding
Source: RefSeq, a predicted model, not a curated record
GGAGCCCAUAAUAACAGGAAAAGAUCUAGCUUAGCCCUUUUGGCAUCAGAAUCAUGGAAUGUCCAGUCUUUUUAAAGUAAAGGGUGGAUACCUUGCACACCAAGUGGCCAAGCUCUGCAGCAAAACUUUACAUUCAAGCUCAAUAUUCUACCUGGAUAUGAAAAAGAUGCAACUUCUUCAACUGUGUGCCUUCUUCCAUGUCACUGUCUGUAGUCAGAUAGAAGAAGUCGCCAUUUCACCUCCUGGGAAUGAGGUAUUUGUGCUAGCAGGUUCAGCCUUCCAGUUCACCUGUGCUUGCGUUGGUAGUUGUAAGACACCACAGUUCAGCUGGACAAGAGCUACUACUGACUCUGAUCGUAUACGAACCAAAAACAGCACUCUCAAAUUUUCCAACGUGAAGAUUGAGGAUGCGGGUCGAUAUACCUGUGAUGCAAAGUGUGAUGGCAGUUCAGAGAAAAAACUCAAAUCUGUCAAGAUGACUGUCUAUGCUUUUAGUCAACCUUUGUUGGUGAUGCCAAGUAUUUUGACGGAAAAUGUGGCUUGUGAUGUAACAUGCAGUGUUGAUGCAUUUGACCACGUUGACAGUGUCCACAUAAGCUGGUAUCUAGGAAGUGAGCUUCUUAAAGAUGAAACUCAGCAGACUUUGGAUGCAGCUAACGUGUCGGACACACUGACUCUUACUGCCCUGAGGGAAUAUACUGGGAAGAGUCUGACCUGUGAAGUGAAAGCAGACAUGAGAAAUAACUCAAAACAGGUUUCUUACUGUCUCGACAUACACUAUGCACCUAAGAUCAACAUCAGUGCUUCCUCAUCUGGGAUGGAAGAGGAGGAAGUGGUGAUGAGCUGUAGAAGUGACGGCAACCCCACCCCUACUAUUGAGUGGGAGAGAAAAGGGGAGCUGUGGCCCAAGAAUCUGCAUCGACACGAACAAGGAAAUGUCACGGGCCGGCUACACCGCAGCAACCAAGGGGUUUACCAGUGUGUGGCCAAGAACGUGGUGUCCGAGGCAAAGGAAGAGAUGAAACUGGAGGUGCAAUACGGACCAGCAAACACAAGUAUCCAGUCCUUCCCACUGCAGGCCAUUUCCUAUGGGGUUCAGCUGAACCUUACCUGCUUGUCAGACAUGUACCCCAAAGCCAAACAGUACAUCUGGACCAGAAUCCCAGAUAUGGCCCUACCCAAGGAGGCCAUGGUUACAAACAGCCAUUUAAUCAUAGAUAACUUCCAAGAGCACCACCAAGGCAUCUAUGAGUGUAGAGUGAUUCACCACAGUGGGAAUACAGAGAGAGCAUUCUAUACCGCCUCUGUUCAAGCGGAGCCCGAGUCUAAGGUGUUCACUCAGAUGGUGGGUGCAGUGGCUGGCAGUCUUGUCAGCGGAAUCACAGGAGGCAUCGUGGCAGGAUUCAUGUUAGCUAAAUGGCUGAAGUGAUGCUACCUUAAAUCACCUCACUGUGUGGGAUCUAAUCCAGAGACAUUCAGAUGGUCUCAACCAGAGUGCCUUAUUAUCAAUUCAUACAGCAGAGUUUAACAGCGAUUAAUGUACAGUACUUUCAGAAAGUAUUCAUACCCCUUAAUGUAUUCCACAUUUUGUUGUGUUACAGCCUGAAUUCAAAAUAGAUUAAAUCGUUUUUUUUAAAGCCGAUUUAAGUCCAAACUCCAACUAGGGCACCCAGGAAUAUUCAAUGUUGUCUUGGUAAGCAACUGCAGUGUAUAUUUGGCCUUGUUUUUAGGUUAUUGUCCUGCUAAAAGGUGAAUUUGACUCCCAGUAUCUGUUGGAAUGCAGACUGAACCGGGUUUUCCUCGAGGGUUUUGCUUGUGCUUAACUCUAUUUAGUUUCUUUUUAACCCCAAAAACUCCCUAGUCCUUGCUGAUUACAAGCAUACCCAUAACAUGAUGCAGCUACCACAAUGCUUGAAAAUAGGAGUGGUACUUAGUGAUGUUUUGUGUUGGAUUUGCCCCAAACAUAACGCUAUGUAUUCAGGACAUGAAGUUAAUUUCUUCACCACAUGUUUUGCAGUUUUACUUUAGCACCUUUUUGCAGACAGGAUGCAUGUUUUGGAAAAUGUUUAUUCUGUACAGACUUCCUGCUUUUCCCUCUGUCAUUUAGGUUAGUAUUUUGGAGUUGUUGAUCCAUCCUUAGUUUUCUCUUAUCACAGCCAUUAAACUCUGAGUUAGGAAGGAAGCCUGUAUCUUUGUAGUGACUGGGUGUAUUGAUACACCAUUGUUGGAUUCGGGAUGAACUCUGAACAUUGAGAUAUUAAAUAAAUGAUCAUAAGCAUUGAUUAUAAGGAGUGAAAGAGACUGGAUUUUAUGUCAGAAGUUAAUUGUUUUCUGUAGAAAGACAUGGCUUUGGAAUGUGUUGUGUGUACGGGAGGAGAUCAUAGGAUUGCUAUAGGGGAGCAGAUGGAUAUCUGUGGAAGGAGGGGUUGAGGUCAGGUCAGAUCCCCUGAAGGGAGUAAUAAGGGUUUAUUACCCUAUUACUCUCUUCCUGUGGAACCAUAAGAUGUAAGGUUUGGAGAGCCGGAGUGUCUAAAGUGGGGUAUAUAUAAUUGUAAUGGUGAGAAAUGUUAUUUUGUCUGAAUACAGCUGUAAUGACCCUUUGGGAAGAAUUAAACUUGGUUAAGCUUC